Lachancea mirantina is the source of this 654-nucleotide messenger RNA. The record is from the annotation of a GenBank genome assembly. NCBI's taxonomy places the organism in Eukaryota, Fungi, Ascomycota, Saccharomycetes, Saccharomycetales, Saccharomycetaceae.
AUGUCUAAGGCUGAUGAGAAGCGGGUAGACACGGUAGAAGCGGCGGACGCCGUCGAAGAUAAUGAGUUGCAACUUUCGGCGUCUUCCUCGGACGAAGGAGACGUUGCUGGGUUUUCUGGUAGCGAAUCUGAAGUAGAGUUGGAACAAGAGUCACAGUCGGGUCCUCACACGAUCAAGAAGCUUAGUACGAAUGUGAAAGUGUCUAGAAAGGACGCCGCCAAGGCUGCUGGUACAGCAGCGUCCCAUUCUACUAAACUUUCGGGCAUCGUCUACGUGAGCCGCCUGCCUAAAGGGUUCCACGAGCGAGAACUGGCUAAAUAUUUCUCACAAUUCGGUGACUUGAAAGAAGUGAGACUUGCACGCAACCGCAAGACGGGCAACAGUCGUCAUUACGGGUUCAUUCAGUUCGUGAACAAGGACGAUGCUCUCGUGGCCCAGGAAACUAUGAACAAUUAUCUGCUCAUGGGUCAUCUUCUGCAGGUCACUGCCUUGCCCAAGGGCAAAAAAAUCGAGAAGCUUUUCAAAUACAGAGGGAGAGCAUUCUCCGAGGCUCCUGUCAAGAAAACAACGUCUGACCUCAAGAAGAGGGCCGAAGAAAAGCAUCAAGACCGCAUUUCCAAAUUACAAGAGCAAGGAAUUAACUUCAAGUGGUGA